UUCAGCGGGAGCAGCGAGAAACGUCAACGUACGGGCUCUCGGACGUAAACUUGUCAUUUUUUGUUGUUGUUGUUUUCUCGAUUCUUCCUCGGGCGCCAUUCUGAAAAAGAAACAAAAAAUUAUAGUGGAUUAGAGAGCUGAAAUUAAAAAGAAGUUGAUUAUUAAAUAUACUUACCUUACCUGCUAAAUACUUACCUAGUGCGAACUUUAUAGUUAUUUAGUGCUAAAAGUACAUUUGCGAAGUGCUAUAUGUAUACAAGAUAACCUCAAGAUAACGGAAAGACUUGAAAGGACAUUGAAAGGACAAAAGAGGAAAUUGGAAUAUUAAACGAAUUUUUUAAUCGUGUUUAUAAAUAAACAGAUUGUUUACCCGGAAACUUUCCUUUUUCCUUACCGUCUCGUUGGCCUGUAGCCAACAAUUUAAAAAAUUCGUUUAUCCCUGUCCGGAUAACGAUGCCCCGGUCGAAGCAUAAUUCGGAUGGAAGCAGCAGCAGUACUGGUGGAGUAAUACCGAAUGCCUGUAGAGCAUGCCGCGAACAGGAUGACUCCAGGAUGGUCCAGUGCGAUUCGUGUGAUGAUUGGUAUCACUUUGAAUGCGUGGGAGUAAACCAGGACGUCGAGUACCACGAUUGGAUCUGCCCAGCCUGCCAAGCUAAGCAGCAAGACACGAACAAGCAAUCGACGAGCAAUAUUACCACGACGGUACCGUCCGUAAGUACAUGUAUCGCCCCGACCACUAGCCAGUGGUGCACUACUCCAGUGUUACCGGUGAGUACUUCCGUCGAGCUAGUGACGAGUGACGUCACCUCAUCAAUUAUGUAUCCGUCAAAUACAAUAUGCAAUACAUUUAGUCAAAAUAUGACAAUGCCACCUCAUUCGUUCAUCCCUCCCCACUCGCUCAUGCCUCCCCACUCGUUCAUGCCACCCUACUCGUUCAUGUCGCCCUAUUAUAUGAUGCCACCCUAUCAGCCACUGCAAGGUAAUUGUCCGAUGCCACCGAUAUCGUCGUCUCGCAUGUCAAAUCCGCAAGUUUCGUUAUCGGGAGUGAAUUGUUAUGAUACGUGCUACACAGUGCCAUCAAGUACCGCUCAGCCUAUUCCGUUUGUACCCAGUACUGUUCCAUCCAUUCCGCCGAAGUCCGUUCCGUUUGUGCCAACUGCUGCCCGACCAGGAGGACCACAAAAACAGCCGUCGGAGUCGCUGCAUCCAAACCAUCUUCCAAGAAACAUGCAACAAGUUUUGGAAGAUAACCUGAACCAGCAUUCCGGAGCAAAUUCCAAGAGGUCCGCUAAGCAGAGACAGUUAAAGUUGGAGUUGAAGAUCUUGGAUGAAGAACGGAAACUUAAGGAAGCAGAAGAAGCAACCCAACGCGAAUACUUACGUAGAAGACACGAGUUGCUGAAGGAAAUAGUCAACGAUAAUUCGAAGGCGAAUGUAGAGGAGGAUCGAUCGGAUUUAAGAAUGUUCGACUGGUUGAACGAAGCUGCCGAAACGAAUCUGCAUGGUGCUCCGGUGCAUAGUACACCUGAGUUUCAUCGCCAGCCAAACCCAUCUAGAAAUCGAGUUCCGGAUUCACUAGCAGCAGCAUGCCAAUCAACUUUUAAUCCACACAUGAUGUCAGAAAAUACGCCAUCGCAUUUUAACCAGCACCGAGGCAAUCCAGGGCCUGGUUUCCAUCCGGAGCAGCGUUUCACCCCAAGACAGGUUCCAGGUGAAGACGAUGAUGAACACAACUUGACACGCAGCCAGGUAGCCGCACGCCAGGCGGUUUCAAGGGAACUUCCGUUUUUCAAUGGUACUCCGGAAGAAUGGCCGUUGUUCUACUCAACGUUUAUGACAACGACCAACCUGUGUGGUUACACACCGGAGGAAAACCUUAUUCGGUUACAAAAAUGUCUGAAAGGAAAGGCAUACGAUGCAGUUAAAUGCAGACUAAUGCAUCCAGCGAACGUUUCGGGUAUUCUUUCCACCUUGAAGAUGUUAUUUGGGAACCCUGAAGUUAUCGUCCAGAAUCUGAUAAGCAAGAUCCACUCGACGCCUGCUCCGAAAGUUGACCAGCUGAAUACGAUCAUCGAAUUCUCUCUUGCCGUGCAGAACCUGUGUGCGACGAUCGAAGCCUGCCAGCUGGAAGAAUAUUCAUAUAACGUGGCCCUCCUGCACGAACUGGUGGAUAAACUACCUUCGUCGUUCAAGAUAGAAUGGGCGACAUACCGUCGUAAUCUACCACGUGUACACCUCGCAGCGUUUUCGAAAUGCUUAUACGAGUUGGCAGAAAUAGUCUGUCCGAUUGCAAGCCUGCAAUUGGGGGAAACCAAACCGGCCCGAAGCAGCAGAAAAAAUACUGCUUUCCUCAAUGCGCACAACCAGGAAACAUCCGAUGAUCCUGUGGGCAAGCCGCGUCAACAGGUCACCACUGAGCGACCUGCCAAGACAUGUGUUGUUUGCAAAGGAAGUUGUUCCCAUCUGGAGAAAUGCAAGCGAUUCGAGGAGCUGGGAUAUAACGCCAAAUGGGCAGUAGUGAAGGAGUUCAGCCUGUGUAGGAAGUGCCUCCGCAAACACAACGGAACGUGCAAAUCCAAACAGGUUUGCGGGAAGAAUGGGUGCACCUUCAAACACCAUCAACUUCUUCACAAUAUCCAGCGCGAUGGGACCGCCACAAGUAGUUCCAACGCUCCGGGAACGACUGCUGCUAAAGUUGCUCAAAACACUUCGGUUCGCGAGUGCAACGCUCAUCACAAGUCCGCUAACAAGGGGCUAUUUCGAGUCGCUCCAGUCGUCAUCCAUGGUCCGAGUAAGUCCAUUAAGACGUUCGCCUUCCUCGACGAUGGAUCAUCGCUCACCCUAGUGGAUUCAUCGCUGGUGCAAGAGUUGAAGUUGCAAGGAGAAACCAUACCCUUGUGCCUUAAGUGGACAGGCAACAGCGGCGGAUGGAGAACGACUCUAUGA
This is a messenger RNA of Toxorhynchites rutilus septentrionalis, 2946 nucleotides long. RefSeq lists its product as uncharacterized. The transcript is spliced from 3 exons. Bases 454 to 2946 code for a protein of 830 amino acids. NCBI's taxonomy places the organism in Eukaryota, Metazoa, Arthropoda, Insecta, Diptera, Culicidae. The record is from RefSeq and is a predicted model, not a curated record.